AUGGCAUUUUCAUCUUGCCUGAAGUGCCAUUCGUGGACUCAUUCUCGAAAUCUAGAGCACCCUUUCCCUCCCACUUCAAAACCCAUAAAAGUAAGUUCUUUCCCAUUUUCUCAGCACCACGAAAAGCAUUUCUCUUCACUCUCAGCUUCGACUUCCUCACCUCCGUCAACCACUUGGCUUUCUCCGGACUUCACUACUAAGCAACUGUUAGAAACCCUUCGUCGCGAAAAUAAUGAAAAUUCAGCUUUUCAACUGUUUGAAUGGGCAUCAAAGCAGCCGAAUUUCACACCCACUUUGCCUGUAUAUGAAGAAGUUCUUCGGAAGCUUGGUUUUGCGGGGUCUUUUGAUAUCAUAGGGCGAAUCUUGGACGAUAUGAAGCGUUCAGGAGUCGAAAUUGUGGAAGGUACUUUUUUUAUUUUAAUUGAUAGUUAUGCGAAAUCCGGGUUUUACGAUGAAGCUAUAGGUGUUCUUGAUAUGAUGGAGAAUGAGUUUGGGGUGAAACCGGGAACUCACAGUUAUAAUUCCCUGUUGAAUGUUCUUGUUGAUGGAAACAAGUUGAUGCUAGUUGAAACCGUGCAUUCUAGGAUGUCGAAUAAAGAUGUGAAACCUGAUGUUUCAACGUUUAAUAUAUUAGUGAAGGCCCUAUGUAAAGCACAUCAAAUUAGACCUGCAAUUUUGAUGAUGGAAGAGAUGUCUAACUAUGGUUUAGUGCCCGAUGAGAAGACUUAUACAACGAUAAUGCAGGGUUAUAUUGAGGAAGGAGAUUUGGAAGGAGCACUAAGGGUUAGAGAACAAAUGGUGGCAGCUCAAUGCCCUUGGAGUAAUGUGACAAUAAAUGUUUUGAUUAAUGGGUUUUGCAAAGAAUGUAGGAUUGAGGAGGCCUUGAUUUUUGUUCAAGAAAUGGCUAACGAGGGGUUUUGUCCAGACAAAUUCACGUUCAAUACUUUAAUAAAUGGUUUAUGCAAAGUGGGGCAUGUGAAGCAUGCUCUAGAGAUCUUGGAUUUGAUGCUUCAGGAAGGGUUUGAUCCAGAUGUGUUCACCUACAACACUGUGAUCUCUGGGCUUUGUAAGAUCGGUGAAGUUAAAGAGGCAAUGGAAAUUCUCAAUCAGAUGUUUUUGAAGGAUUGUUCCCCGAACACCGUCACAUACAACACCAUAAUCAGCACCUUGUGCAAAGAGAACCAAGUGCAAGAAGCUAUGGAACUUGCACAUAUUCUGACAAGUAAAGGAAUCCUGCCUGAUGUAUCUACAUUUAAUUCUCUUAUACAGGGUCUCUGCUUAACCAGCAACUUCAUUAUUGGGAUGGAAUUAUUCAGAGAGAUGAAAACCAAAGGAUGCCAACCGGAUGAGUUCACAUACAAUAUAUUAAUUGACUGCUUGUGCAGCAAAGGAAAGCUAGAUCAAGCUCUGCAAUUACUGAAAGACAUGGAAUCAAGUGGCUGUGCUAGAAAUGUAAUAACUUAUAACACACUAAUUGACGGGUUCUGCAAAAGCAAAAAACUCGAAGAAGCGGAGGAGAUUUUUGAUCAGAUGGAAUUGCAAGGGGUUUCACGAAAUUUGGUCACUUAUAACACACUUAUUGAUGGUCUCUGUAAGAGCAACAGGGUGGAGGAAGCUGCUCAGCUCAUGGAUCAGAUGAUAAUGGAAGGAUUAAAACCAGAUAAAUUUACUUAUAAUUCCCUCCUUUCGCACUUUUGCAGGGCAGGAGAUAUUAAAAAAGCAGCAGAUAUUGUCCAAACCAUGACUUCAAAUGGGUGUGAACCGGAUGUUGUCACCUAUGGGACCCUGAUUCAGGGACUGUGUAAAGCUGGUAGAACUGAGGUUGCCAGUAGGCUCCUCAGAAGCAUCCAGAUGAAAGGAAUGGUUUUGACCCCACAGUGUUAUAAUCCUGUAAUUCAAGCACUUUUUAAGCGGAAAAGAGGAAAAGAAGCCAUGAGACUCUUUAGGGAAAUGGAGGAAAAGAGUGAUCCUCCUGAUGCUAUCUCCUACAAAAUUGUUUUUCGAGGGCUUUGUUCUACUGGAGGUUCGAUUAGAGAAGCUAUUGAUUUUUCCUUUGAGAUGAUAGAGAAAGGCUAUAUCCCAGAAUUUUCUUCAUUCUAUCUGUUGGCUGAAGGGCUUCGUGCUUUGAACAUGGAGGAAGUUCUAAUUAAACUAAUCGACCAGAUAAUGGCAAAAGCAAAGUUCUCGGAGAAUGAGGUGGCCAUGGUAAGGGGUUUCCUCAGAAUCCGUAAAUUUCAAGACGCACUGGCCACCUUUGGCAGCGUAUUGAAUAGCCGAAAGCCCAGAAAAGGUUACUGGUGA
Molecule: messenger RNA, 2301 nt
Organism: Fraxinus pennsylvanica
Lineage: Eukaryota; Viridiplantae; Streptophyta; Magnoliopsida; Lamiales; Oleaceae
Source: the annotation of a GenBank genome assembly